AUUUCGUUUGGACAGAUAAGAAGGUUCUCGUUCCGCGAAAUGCAGCUAUCGACGGAUAAUUUCAGCGAAAGUAACAUAAUCGGGCAAGGGGGUUACGGUAAAGUGUACCGAGGGGUGUUGGUGGACAACACUAGAGUUGCGGUUAAACGCCUCAUGGACUACCAUAGUCCCGGAGGGGAGGCGGCUUUUAUGAGGGAGGUUCACUUGAUAAGUAUCGCGGUCCACAAGAACCUCCUCCGUUUGAUCGGAUUUUGUACGACCUCGACCGAGAGAAUUCUCGUUUAUCCGUUCAUGCAGAAUCUCAGCGUUGCGUAUCGCCUAAGAGAUUUAAAACCGGGAGAGAAAGGGCUCGAUUGGCCAACGAGAAAACGGAUAGCUUUCGGUACGGCACAUGGCCUAGAGUACCUGCACGAGCAUUGCGAACCGAAGAUCAUUCACCGUGAUAUGAAGGCUGCAAAUAUUCUUCUCAAUGAUGAAUUUGAAGCUGUUCUUGGAGAUUUCGGAUUGGCCAAAUUAGUCGACGCGAAAGUGACCCACGUGACGACUCAAGUACGUGGAACAAUGGGACAUAUUGCCCCCGAGUAUUUGUCUACUGGAAAAUCGUCAGAGAAAACGGAUGUGUUUGGUUAUGGUAUAACACUUCUUGAAUUAGUUACGGGACAACGUGCAAUAGACUUCUCUCGACUCGAAGAAGAGGAGGAUGUUCUUCUUCUUGAUCAUAUCAAGAAGUUACUGAGGGAGAAACGGAUCGAGGACAUAUUGGACGGUAAUUUGAAAAACUACGAGGGGAAAGAAGUUGAGACGAUACUCCAAGUGGCGAUGCUUUGCACGCAAAGUUCACCGGAGGAUCGACCGAGAAUGGCGGAAGUUGUGAGCAUGCUUGAGGGGGUUGGUUUGGCUGAGAGGUGGGCAGAGUGGGAGCAUCUUGAACAAGUGAGGAUUCAAGAAUUUUCAAUAAUGCCACACAAGUUUCUUUGGGGUGAAGAUUCUACUCAUGAUCAAGAAGCUAUACAAUUGUCACAAGCAAGAUAGUCAUUUCUUUAUUUGCAAA
Erythranthe guttata (spotted monkey flower) is the source of this 1051-nucleotide messenger RNA. The record is from RefSeq and is a predicted model, not a curated record. NCBI's taxonomy places the organism in Eukaryota, Viridiplantae, Streptophyta, Magnoliopsida, Lamiales, Phrymaceae.